ACACUCUUGAUUCAUUUUUAGCCUGUAACUUUUUUGCUGACUAGGUGAGAUGUGCAAAAAACGCAUUUUUGACGUUCAAGUGGUGAAAUCGACCCCUUCGACGGCUCCGAAGAAGAUGGGAUUUAUGUGGCCUUAUAGCUACUAAUGAAACGAACACUUUUUAUUCAUUUUUAGCCAGUAACUUUUUGCUGGUUAGGUGAGAAAUACCAAAAACCGC
Molecule: messenger RNA, 217 nt
Organism: Acanthoscelides obtectus
Lineage: Eukaryota; Metazoa; Arthropoda; Insecta; Coleoptera; Chrysomelidae
Source: the annotation of a GenBank genome assembly